Molecule: messenger RNA, 718 nt
Organism: Paramecium tetraurelia
Lineage: Eukaryota; Ciliophora; Oligohymenophorea; Peniculida; Parameciidae
Exons: 2
Biological process (GO): ubiquinone biosynthetic process
Cellular component (GO): mitochondrial inner membrane
Molecular function (GO): lipid binding
Source: RefSeq, a predicted model, not a curated record
AUGUAUAGAUUCAUAGCUAAAUUCCACUUUUGUGAUAUUAGAAACAAACUAUUUAACUUGAGUCUCAUACACGCCAUCAAUCACGGAUUCAACAAUAAGGCAUUAUAAUAAGCAUGUCUAGAUCUUAAUAUCUCAAGUGCUGCAUCCACAGUCAUCCAACCAAUAGAUUUAAUACAUUAUUCAAUGAGAAAAUGGAAUCGUGAAAUUAUCGACACCAUGACAUUUGAUGAAAAUUUUAAGCAAUUUACUAUUAGCAACAAAAUCAAGAACUUAAUAAAAUAAAGAUUACAAUUGCAAGGUCCUUAUAUGGGCAGAUGGAAUGAAGCUAUGGCUUUGGGAGCUUAGAAUGCAAAUUAAACAAGUGCCAUUCUAUGGUAAUUUGCUGAUGAUUGUUGGUAUUUGGCUGGUGAUAAAUCAUAAGAUUACAAUCACUAUACUAAGAGAAUGAUGUUUUUAUAUAUCUACAUUUCUACAGAACUCUUUAUGUUAACUGAUAAAUCACCAAACUUUUUUAUGACUUGGGAUUUCUUGGAGAGACGAAUGUUAGAAAUUAAGGAUUUUGGUAGUUAAAUUGAGUUGAUAUCCACGACUAUGAAAACACUAUGGAAUUCCGGGUAUUAUAUGACAACAAUGUUUUAUAAUUUUCCAAAGGGUACUUUGAAAUGAAAAACAUGUGGAUCUGUAUCAAUAUAAAUUUAUUAAUAUAAUCUCUCUACAA